Homarus americanus (American lobster) is the source of this 1364-nucleotide messenger RNA. RefSeq lists its product as uncharacterized. The transcript has 3 exons. NCBI's taxonomy places the organism in Eukaryota, Metazoa, Arthropoda, Malacostraca, Decapoda, Nephropidae. The record is from RefSeq and is a predicted model, not a curated record. The coding region runs from base 206 to 604 and encodes 132 amino acids.
UUUUUAUGUAUAAACCAAUUGAAAAAAUGUUGUAAAUAAACUGUAAAUAUCAUGGCAAGGUAAAACACAAUGAGCUUGUUGUCCCCAGGUAAACAAUAACACGUGGUUGGGAAGCUGUGUUUAUAUGUCAAGCAGAACCAAAAGAAGUCUCCUGCCCUUUUAUCCGUGUACAAUCUGAGGUCCUGAUCUAGUUCACUCAAAAGAUAUGAGCAGUGAGGAUAUUUUUGAUUUCGUUGAUGCCUUGGAACAGCAGACAUAUGCUGCAGGUGAAGCAGAAGGAGUAGAGGAUGGAAAACAGAAACACCAUCUUGUAGGAUUCACAAUGGGAUGGCAGCAGGCUUGUCACAUUCUGCAGGAAUUAGGCCUUAUAGAAGGUCUCCUGGGCAGUGUGUUACUCAACUGUGAAUCAGAACUUGACCCUCGUCUUCAAAAUCAAAUUGUCAAACUUCUCGCUACCAUCAGGGAUUGGCCAAAAUGGGAUCCAUCUGAUGAAGAUAAAAUAGAAACAAAACUUGCUGCAAUUCACACCAAAAGUCGAUAUAUUCUGCAGCGACUGAAUAUCCCAUCAAAAGUUAUUGAUAGAAGUGUUGAUGGCGAUUUUUAGUGUAAAUUCUGGUCCAAUAGUCUUUUCAUGAUUAUGUCUUUCUUAUUUAAUUGUCAUCUUAUUCAAUUAAUUCUUUAAUUCCAUAUGCCUUGGUUAAAUUGUCUACUGUGUUUCUUUGUAUCUGUUAUCUUUUCUCCAUUUCCACUUGCUUAGUUUGGAUAAAUUUAAAACAGAAACUGAAAGAAAGGGAGGAAAUGGUUAGGGAGACUGCUGUAAAUUUUUUUUAGAAAAAACCUUAAGAUAUCAUUCUUUUGGCAAUAUCUGACAUAAUACCUUCACUACAGUAAUUCACUUAUAUAGUGUGUCCAUAUCUUUCUUGAUCUACCUACUUGUAUCCUUCUUAUACAGUACAGUACUUCCAACUAAACUGUCAUUAAUAUUCCAUCCCAUUGUCUCCCUUACACACUGUACUCUGCAUACAAGGUUUGAUACAGUACUUUAUAACAUGAUUAUUAUAUUGAUAGUAUCUUUAUGAAUUGAAGACCAUAAAUGCAUGAUUCAGCUGAGGUUAAAUGAAAAUAUAGGAGCGUUAAUAUAUCAGCUUAUUAUAAAACACCCAUAACUGUGUGAUAUUUUAACAGAAUUAAGAUGUCUUUUCAUAAAAAUUACUGGAAAUGAACCAAGUCAAAGGAAGAGGUGGUGGAGUGGUACUCAUGUCAUCGCCUAAAAGUAACUAUGCAGAACUCUGUACCUAUAAUGCUGGUGUCUGGAACUUUACUUCUCCAAAUAUAUUUUGCACAAAUCAAAAUACUGGUAUUCA